GCGCCCGGCGCCCCGGAGAAGAAGCGCCCGGCGUCCCGGAGAAGAAGCGCCCGGCGCCAGUUGUCCCGCCAUCACAGUCUUCAAACACUCACCUCUUGUUCAUCCAUUAUGUCGACCAGCAAAGGCAGGAGCAGUAGCGGACGCACCUCAGGCAAGCGUCCUCGACCUGAAGACGACGAGGGAAGGAAGACGAGUGUUCAGCGGGUGAAACGAGGCGAGGACUCCGUCAUGGAGGUGGAGGACGCCCUUGUCACCCAGCAACAGAGUCUUCAGGGCGGCAACAUUCGUGUUGGUGUUAGAGCUCCGUACUUCAAAUGUGAAGCUGUAGUGAACAUGAAGAUGAAGGAGGUGACACUGAAUGAUUACCGUGGGAAGUUUAUCGUCAUCCUCUUCUACCCGUUGGAUUUCACCUUCGUCUGCCCAACGGAGAUAAUAUCAUUUACUGAACGAAUUGAUGAGUUUCACUCUGUUGGAUGCGAGGUGCUGGGCUGUUCAACAGAUUCUAAAUUUACUCAUCUUGCAUGGUGCCAGACAUCGCGUGAGGAAGGUGGAGUUGGUAAAGUCCCGUUCCCUCUCUUGGCAGAUAAAUCCAUGGAAGUGUCACGGAAAUAUGGAGUACUGAAUGAAGCUACUGGAGUAGCCUAUCGCACUCUAGUUAUAAUCGACAAGAAUCUUGUGAUCAGAGAGGUAAUUGCAAAUGACGACAGCAUUGGUCGUAGUGUAGAUGAAACUCUACGGCUGAUAAAGGCUCUUCAGUAUGCCGACAAGCAUGGCCAAGUGUGUCCAGCUGGGUGGAUGCCGGGGGACAAAGCCAUCGACCCAAAUGAGAAGAAAAUGGAUGUCUCAAAAUAGUGAUCAUGUUACAUAAAUGCUGCAGAAUCUUAAAGAGUUCCCUUCUAUUUUGAAGUUACCUGAGUUCUCUUUGGGAAAUAUUUUAAAAUGUUUAACAAUAUCAGUCUAAGUGACUUAAAAAUAAUUUUAAUGAAUAUCUACCUUCUGGAUAUAUUUUUUAAUGUGCUUUCUCACAAGGUUGUAGUGUGCAUGUGGCAUGCUUGCUUUAGUUACAGCUUGUAGUGUGAGUGUUAUAGCCAGCUGCACAUAGGAUGUAGUUAAGGUCUACUAAAAGUUGUAGGUCCUGCAGUUGACUGACUCUCAUUAAUAUGGUAAUGUGCUUGUAGGUUUAUAAUUUUGGUGCCAGCUACUAAGCUAUAUCUGAUGUACAGUUAAUUGUGGACAUGACAAAUCCAAAUAGAAAUGCAUCAGUUAACAAAAUACAAAUGUUGCUGUGUAUUUUUGUCUUGAUAUUACACAGCUUGAAAUUACCAUAAAAGAUGGAAUGAAAUUACAAAGCAGAGAUGCCGGCUUAAAACCAUUGAAGCACUUACAAAAGUGUGUAGUUAUUCAGCCUGAUUUGCAGAUAUAAAUAUAAUACAUGAAGCAUUCUUUGAUAUUUAUAAAACUCUGACUUUUUAUAUUCAAACAUUUGCAAUGCCAUAAACGCUUAGCCUCAUGUACAAAAGUAGUAUGUAAGAUUUGUUCAACAUCUUUGGAAAAAUUAAAACUGAACAGCUUGUGUAAACAAAUAAAGUUCUGUUUGAUA
Messenger RNA from Procambarus clarkii (red swamp crayfish), 1600 nucleotides. Its product is annotated as peroxiredoxin-2. Lineage: Eukaryota; Metazoa; Arthropoda; Malacostraca; Decapoda; Cambaridae. Gene Ontology annotation, cellular component: cytosol. Gene Ontology annotation, molecular function: thioredoxin peroxidase activity. Gene Ontology annotation, biological process: cell redox homeostasis; cellular response to stress; response to oxidative stress. The record is from RefSeq and is a predicted model, not a curated record.